ACUAGGAGUCCAUGUGGGUACUUCAUCAUGGGCUUCCACGAAACGGGUGUGGGCCGCUGCAGGACGUGGGCCGUAAUCGGACUACUGCUGAUGUGGCCAUGCUAUAGGGCUGCCGCCGCUUCCUCGCCCACUGUUUGUCCCACCGUUACGGCGCUUCUAUCGGCGUGCUCCACCUUCAUCUCGUACGGGUUGCCGGAGCCUCUCCCGGGAUCGGCGUGUUGUGACGCGGUGACGGCCAUGAAUGCGAUCGGAGAAGACUCAUCCGAUAACCGGCGAUCGAUCUGCAGGUGCUUACUGGGCCUCGUUAUUACCUACGACCCUAAUGCCACUGCCAUAGCCACCUUGCCUGGUUUCUGCGGUGUCUCCCUCGGCUUUAACAUUAAUCCUAACACCGACUGCAGCAUUGUCCAAUGAUGUGCUAGAGAUGAAUUGGUCGAAGCAGAACUUACAGAAGGAGGAUCCCACAGGUGGCAUAGAAUGGUCCUUGGUCUGCGCCUGCAGUGAAAGAUACUGUAUUAGUGUCAAGUGCACUGCUCUUUGAAAUAAUUUUACUGAAUCAAUUUUU
This is a messenger RNA of Malania oleifera, 565 nucleotides long. Its product is annotated as putative non-specific lipid-transfer protein 14. The coding region runs from base 28 to 414 and encodes 128 amino acids. NCBI's taxonomy places the organism in Eukaryota, Viridiplantae, Streptophyta, Magnoliopsida, Santalales, Ximeniaceae. The record is from RefSeq and is a predicted model, not a curated record. The transcript has 2 exons. Gene Ontology annotation, cellular component: membrane. Gene Ontology annotation, biological process: lipid transport. Gene Ontology annotation, molecular function: lipid binding.